Molecule: messenger RNA, 561 nt
Organism: Entrophospora sp. SA101
Lineage: Eukaryota; Fungi; Glomeromycota; Glomeromycetes; Entrophosporales; Entrophosporaceae
Source: the annotation of a GenBank genome assembly
AUGCUCGCAAAUUGGUCAUUAAACAAAACCAAUGGUAAAUUUCCUACAAGAUCUCCUAACGCUUUCAUCAUUUAUCGUAAAGCUUUUCUGGGUACAGUACAAGCUGAUGGCUACAAAUUACCAAUGACCGUUAUUUCAACAAUGGUUUCCAAAUCUUGGGAAAAUGAGCCUCAAUAUGUUAAAGAUGAAUAUAAAAAACUUGCAAAGGAAGCAUUUGAUUGUCUCAAUGAGAUGAAUCCAAAACCAACCAAACCUAAUAAAAGGGAACAUAUGCUAUUAUCUACUACCACAACAAAUGAUUAUCAAUCUUCUUCUAGUAGCAGUAGUUCACCUGAUAUUGAUAAUCUAUACGAGCAACGAAAUUUUGUAAAUUUAAUCAAUUCUUUCGUUCAACCACCAUCAUCUUCACUUUCAUCUUUAGAACUGAAAAUCUUUUCAGACGUUAAUAAUAAUAUCGAUAAUAUAGAUGAGUUUCAACAAUUUAUAAAGAUUUAUCAACAACAAAAUGAUUUUACAAAUUCAUCUGUUUCCUAUAAUGCUCCUGUAAUAUAUGAAUAUUGA